AUGGCCACGUUGUCCAUGGAUAUGGAUACGUCCUCCUCCGACAGCAGCACGGACCAUGGGUCCCAGCCUGGCCUGCAGCAGCAGCAGGGAAGAACGCUAUUAAUUAAUGGCUCGGCGGCCGUGCUGAGGACGCGGCUGGCGAGCGGCGGCGGCGGCCGAGCCGCGGCCGCGAAAACUUUCUUUCGCCCCCCGUUCUCCCCCGCGGGGGGACUCGGGGCUAUUUUCAAUUUGGGCUGCGAGCGGAGGACGCGAGUCACUCGCGGUUCCGCGCACUUCGCGGGCGGCCGCGUCUGCCAGGACCCGGGAGCGGCCCCACGCGCCCCGCCUCGCGGCCCCGGCCCCGCCUCGCGCCCCAGGCCGGCCCUGGCCCUUCCCGAGGACGAGCUUUCCGAGGCCGAGAGUUCCUGCAGCGAGCCCGACGCGCCAGGCACGCCCGAGGCCCCCGGGGAGCCGGGUGAGGGCGGCGCGGAGGCCGCGGGGGGCCCUGGGGCGCGCCCCUCGACCGUGGCGGCCUUUUCGUGGCGGCGGAGGCCGGUGGCCCCCGCGGCCAAGCGGCACCAGUGCGCGUUCGCGGGCUGCGGCAAGGCCUACUACAAGUCCUCGCACCUCAAGUCGCACCAGCGCACCCACACGGGGGAGCGCCCCUUCUCCUGCGACUGGCUCGACUGCGACAGGAAGUUCACGCGCUCCGACGAGCUGGCGCGCCACUACCGCACGCACACCGGCGAGAAGCGUUUCUCCUGCCCGCUGUGCCCCAAGCAGUUCUCCCGCAGCGACCACCUCACCAAGCACGCCCGGCGCCACCCGACCUACCGCCCCGACAUGGUGGAGUACCGCGGGCGCCGCCGUGCUCCGCGCCCCGAGCCAUCCCCUGCCGCUGCCGCCGCUGCCCCCGCGGCCGAUGGCUCCGGCUCCGGCUCCGACUCCGGCUCCGGCCAGGAAACCAGCUUCACCGCUUGCCUGUAG
Molecule: messenger RNA, 966 nt
Organism: Psammomys obesus (fat sand rat)
Lineage: Eukaryota; Metazoa; Chordata; Mammalia; Rodentia; Muridae
Gene: Klf14
Product: KLF transcription factor 14
Exons: 3
Coding region: 1-966 (321 amino acids)
Biological process (GO): regulation of transcription by RNA polymerase II
Molecular function (GO): DNA-binding transcription factor activity, RNA polymerase II-specific; RNA polymerase II cis-regulatory region sequence-specific DNA binding
Source: RefSeq, a predicted model, not a curated record